CACUAUAAAAGGGGUCCCAAAGCCGUGUAAGAGACAUUGCACUCCUAGAAAACGACUGGGAAAUAGAGACAAGAGAAAGAGAAAGAACAGAAAAAAGAGUGGAUUGAGAUUCAUCCUACCCUGGUUCUAAGCGGAGUUUAAAACUCAGAUUAAAAUCUAACUGAGAGGGGUUUUCAAGUCCGUGAAAGUCUAUAAAAGGGUCCAAAGGUUUUAGUAUUUUCACGUAGCAAAGAGGGCUUAAAAGAGGCGAAGGCAAGCGAGAGCGAUAGGCAGAGCCAGAGUUAGAAAAGAGGUAGAGAGAAAAAAUGGGACCCUGGGCUAUUGCAGUGCAUGGUGGAGCUGGUGUGGACCCAAAUCUCCCUAAAGAAAGACAAGAGGAGGCUAAGAGACUCCUCACUCGUUGUCUCGAUAUUGGAAUCGUUGCUCUCCGCUCUAACGUAACCGCCAUUGACGUCGUUGAGCUUGUCGUGAAAGAACUGGAAACCGAUCCUCUGUUCAACUCCGGGCGAGGGUCGGCUCUUACGGAGAAUGGAACGGUUGAAAUGGAAGCCAGCAUUAUGGACGGGCCAAAGAGGAGAUGCGGUGCCGUUUCAGGCUUAACUACUGUUAAGAACCCUGUCUCCCUUGCCCGUCUUGUCAUGGAUAAAUCACCACAUUCUUUUCUGGCCUUCUCGGGUGCCGAAGAGUUUGCCAGGAAGCAGGGCGUGGAGUUGGUGGACAAUGAAUAUUUCAUUACGGAAGAUAAUGUGGGGAUGCUUAAGUUGGCAAAAGAGGCAAACUCAAUCCUGUUUGAUUACCGUAUCCCAACGAUUGGCACCUGCGGUGCCGGCGCAACCAUGGACAGUCCUUUGCAGAUGAACGGGCUCCCAAUCAGCGUCUACGCCCCAGAGACAGUUGGUUGCGUGGUGGUUGACAAGGAGGGUCGGUGCGCUGCAGCCACCUCCACUGGUGGGCUCAUGAACAAGAUGACAGGAAGGAUUGGUGACUCGCCCCUUAUUGGUGCAGGAACCUACGCUUGUGACUUGUGUGGCGUGUCAUGCACUGGGGAAGGAGAAGCAAUCAUCCGAAGCACCUUGGCAAGAGAUGUAGCAGCAGUGAUGGAAUACAACGGGUUGAAUCUGCAUGAGGCAGUGGAUUUUGUGAUAAAGAAUCGGUUAGAUGAAGGCAAAGCUGGGCUGAUUGCUGUUUCAAAGAACGGUGAGGUGGCUUGUGGGUUUAACACCACUGGGAUGUUUAGGGGCUGCGCCACUGAGGAUGGGUUCAUGGAGGUUGGUAUCUGGUAAAAUAUCCUCGGGUUGCACUCCAAGUUAUCAGUAGCUGCCCAAAAGAGCUUUGCAUUUGGUUAUUGUACUCAUGUUCUUCACAGUAUCUUUUGUUUGGUCAUAGUUAACUGAAGCAUUGUGUAAUUGAAAUGCCGACUAAUAAAUUAGGAUAUUCAAUCUUGGGACUGUAAUUUGCUAGUAUCAAUCAAUCAUGACAAGUUGAUGCUUUAGACUUUUGUCCACAAUUGCCAUCUGAUCUUCGUGCUUAUGAGACAUUUUCUUUA
This is a messenger RNA of Durio zibethinus, 1546 nucleotides long. RefSeq names its product putative isoaspartyl peptidase/L-asparaginase 2. The record is from RefSeq and is a predicted model, not a curated record. Gene Ontology annotation, molecular function: hydrolase activity. Lineage: Eukaryota; Viridiplantae; Streptophyta; Magnoliopsida; Malvales; Malvaceae.